AACAUUCUAGAUACAAAAUAUCACUUCAUUCAGCAAUAAAUCAUACAGUACUCCAUAAUAUAUAUACAUACACUCGUUGUAUACAAUACCGGCUUCGAUCAAUUAUUACCCCGUAUUAUAAUUAUAAUAUUAAAAAAAAAAAACCCAACCAAAAAAAAAAACUCUUACAUUAUUAAUACCCCUUCCCAACUUCCAUCUCCCUUUCUCUAACUCUCUCUUCUUCCUCAGGAGUCUCUCCUACCCCCACCUCACUUCCAACCACAAAACCAGAGGAGAGAGAAAACUCAUUUUUGCGAGAAACUCCAUUUUACUUUCUUCUAUAAUUAUUUCUUCCCACCAUUUUUCUUCCAUUUUUAAUUUCUGGGUUUUAAUCAAAUCAUCCAAUUUCUUCAAAAUCCCAAUUCUUUCCCCAAUAAAUCAACCGAAUUUGAUCUGGGGUUUUUCCUUUUACUCAAUCAAAUGGAUUCCAACCCAAUCAAGGUUUCACCUUUAGAUCUAAUGAGUGCUAUUUUUAAGGGUAAUUUCGAGCAGCUAAACGCGUCGUUUGAAGACUCUUCUGCUGCUGCGAUCAUCGUUGAAAAUCGUGAAGUUGUUAUGUUUGUUACAACCUCCAUUGCUGUACUCAUUGGUUUUGCUUUCUUGCUCAUUUGGAAGAAAUCCAACGGUGGUAAAUCUUCCAAAGUUGUAUCGGAACUUCCUAAGCCGUUGAUUCUUAAGGAGGAAGAUGAUGUUGAUGUUGAUGAUGGCAAGAAGAAGGUUACUGUCUUCUUUGGUACUCAAACUGGAACAGCUGAGGGAUUCGCCAAGGCGUUAGUAGAGGAAGCCAAAGCAAGAUAUGAGAAAGCGACUUUUAAAAUUGUUGAUUUGGAUGAUUAUGCUGCUGAUGAUGAAGAAUAUGAAAGAAAAUUAAAGAAGGAAUCUUUAGCUUUCUUCUUUUUGGCAACGUACGGAGACGGUGAGCCAACAGACAAUGCAGCAAGGUUUUAUAAGUGGUUCUUAGAGGGCAAGGAUAGGGGUGAGUGGCUUCAAAACCUCCAGUACGGAGUGUUUGGGCUUGGAAAUAGACAAUAUGAGCAUUUCAACAAGGUUGGUAAGGAGAUUGACGAGCUUCUCGCUGAGCAAGGUGGAAAUCGCCUUGUUCCAGUUGGUCUUGGUGAUGAUGACCAGUGCAUUGAAGAUGACUUUUCAGCUUGGAAGGAAUUAGUCUGGCCAGAAUUAGACCGGUUGCUUCGGGAUGAGGAUGAUGUAGCUGUUUCUACUCCGUAUACUGCUACCAUUCCAGAAUACCGUGUAGUUUAUCAUGAGGCUUCUAAUGCAGCUCAGCAAGACAAGAGUUGGGCGAAUGCUAAUGGUCACGCUGUCUUUGACGCUCAACAUCCCUGCAGAUCAAAUGUUGCCGUGAGAAGGGAGCUACACACUCCUGCUUCAGAUCGUUCUUGCACUCAUUUGGAAUUUGACAUUGCUGGAACCGGACUAAAAUACGAGACAGGGGAUCAUGUUGGUGUCUAUUGUGAAAAUCUUGUUGAGACUGUGGAGGAAGCUGAAAGGUUACUUGGUGUGAAACCUGAUACUUUCUUCUCUAUCCAUACCGAUAAUGAAGAUGGCACUCCUGUUGCUGGAUCCUCACUACCACCGCCUUUCCCGCCUUGUACUGUAAGAGCAGCUCUCACUAGAUAUGCAGAUCUUUUAAGCUCCCCUAAAAAGUCUGCUUUGCUAGCGUUAGCAGCUCAUGCUUCUGAUGCCAAUGAAGCCGAACAACUGAGAUAUCUUGCAUCUCCUGCUGGAAAGGAUGAAUAUGCCCAGUGGGUAGUUGCGAGUCAGAGGAGUCUCCUUGAGGUCAUGUAUGAGUUCCCUUCAGCAAAACCAUCACUUGGAGUUUUCUUUGCUGCAGUGGCACCACGUUUGCAGCCAAGAUUCUACUCAAUCUCAUCUUCCCCACGAGUGGCCCCAUCAAGAAUUCAUGUUACGUGUGCAUUAGUUCUUGAUAAAAUGCCAACUGGAAGGAUUCAUAAAGGAGUGUGCUCAACUUGGAUGAAGAAUUCGUUGUCUCAAGAGGAGACCCAUAAUUCUAGUUGGGCGCCUAUUUUCGUGAGGCAGUCCAAUUUCAGACUCCCAGCAGAUGCAUCUGUCCCAAUUAUAAUGAUUGGUCCUGGAACUGGUCUAGCACCUUUCAGGGGCUUCUUGCAGGAAAGGUCUGCUAUGAAAGAAGACGGUGUGGAGCUUGGACAAGCAUUAUUGUUUUUCGGCUGCAGAAACCGUAAAGUGGAUUAUAUUUACGAAGAUGAGCUCCAGAACUUUGUUGAUUGUGGCGCACUUUCAGAGCUAAUAGUUGCUUUUUCACGAGAGGGCCCCACGAAAGAAUAUGUACAGCACAAAAUGAUGGAAAGGGCUUCAGAUGUGUGGAACGUAAUAUCCCAAGGAGGUUAUAUUUAUGUAUGUGGUGACGCUAAAGGCAUGGCACGCGAUGUCCACCGCACCCUUCACACAAUCUUACAGGAGCAGGGCGGUAUGGAUAGUACCAAAGCAGAAGCCAUGGUGAAGAAUUUGCAGACUACUAAUAGAUACUUGCGUGAUGUUUGGUAAUGACGCGGCUUAUUAACAUUCAGAAACAGCAGUCGAAAGACACAAAAAUUAUCGAAGGAAAGAAUGGAAGGAGUAUACAUUUGUUACGAUUACCAUCCUUGAAAUUGAUAAGGAUGCAUAAUCGUAGCUUAAUUAAUUAUUUAUGUAAUUCAUUUUUCUGUAAGAUGAUCCUUUUUUUUUGUUUUCUCUUUUUUUUUUUUGGGCAGGGUAUUAUUAUAUUUUGUAACAUAAUAAGUUGAUAUUAUAAGUAUAGUCAGAAAUUGAAGGAAAUUGUAAUUUAACAGUAAUUUUGUGAGACAGAAAGCUGUAAUAUGUAUGAAAAUGGACCUUCUUUAUUAUACAUUUAAUGAAAUUAUGCAUUUACAUUAGUUACA
This is a messenger RNA of Chenopodium quinoa (quinoa), 2957 nucleotides long. Its product is annotated as NADPH--cytochrome P450 reductase-like. Gene Ontology annotation, molecular function: flavin adenine dinucleotide binding; NADPH-hemoprotein reductase activity; FMN binding. The record is from RefSeq and is a predicted model, not a curated record. Gene Ontology annotation, cellular component: cytosol. The transcript is spliced from 18 exons. NCBI's taxonomy places the organism in Eukaryota, Viridiplantae, Streptophyta, Magnoliopsida, Caryophyllales, Amaranthaceae. Bases 460 to 2583 code for a protein of 707 amino acids.